Drosophila ananassae is the source of this 2192-nucleotide messenger RNA. RefSeq lists its product as uncharacterized. The record is from RefSeq and is a predicted model, not a curated record. The transcript has a single exon. Bases 125 to 2155 code for a protein of 676 amino acids. NCBI's taxonomy places the organism in Eukaryota, Metazoa, Arthropoda, Insecta, Diptera, Drosophilidae.
UGUUAUAUCGACGAAGUGAGUCUGGGGAUUGUUUACUUACACUUUAAACUUCGUUUGAUUUACUUGCGUAAAAGCCCCAGGAGAAUUGAUAAAUCAUCUACUAGAGUCCGUUAAAAUUUCCAGUAUGUCGAAGAGGGUAAGCAUCGUCCUGCCGGACGAAAUGCCUUCGGGGUCCGCACGUAAAAAGGCCCCUUCGAAACAAACUAGAAGCUCCAUGAAGAGCAGAAGCCAAUUAGCAUAUGAGCCUGUAGUGUUCUUGGCCGUUAGCCAGGAGAGCACUCCUUCCUCUGUACUUUCCAGCCAGCAAACCUCCAGCAGCCUUUGUUUGCAUGAGACGUCGGCGCAACAGCUCUCAUCGGAAAGCGUCGCUACCCAAGACACCGCUCUGAACAGUACUUCCUUGGUUUUGGCUAGCCAAAGACCUAUGUUCGCUGAUCAACCGCAAAGUAUGGAUUCUUCUGCAAGCUCCAUUAAGCAGUUUCUAAGGAACACCGUCGCCCUAGUCAGGGCGGGAGAGUCCUUCACGUCAGUUAAGCGACUUUUCUAUAAUUUUGUGAAGAGGAAUGGCGGCUCCAGCUCCAAUACUUUUUCAAAGGAGUCACCCACCGACCUAGCUAAGAUGGGUUCCUCCCAAGUGACCAGGCUGACGAUUCCCUACCAUACACAUUCAACGGAUACCUUUAUUUCCGACGUUCCAACUGCUUUUACAGUUCCCAGCACUUCUCAGAUGACCUCCAGUACGCCACACUCACACUUGUCGUUCAACCCAACAAAAUACGAAGUGACCAGCCUCCUCUCCGAUGUCACCCCCUUAACAGGGUACACUCCAAACUCAGCGCAGGCUCAGAGCACCGAAGAUGACGACUAUCUAGGCGAAACCUCCCUGAAUACUCCGCAGGACGGAAUAUCUUCGUUCGUUGCAUUAAGUUCCUCAAAUGCAGAUGGGCUAUUCAGAGCUACGAGUGAUAGUCAUCCAAGGCCCUAUCUGCCGGUAAAUUCCACGGAGAGGCCUAAGCGCUCUGAUUCCAAGUCGCGAAGUAGCAGCAAGAUAAGGAAACUCUUGAGAAAAUCGCCAAAGAGUUCCCCCCAGGCUUCGCCGCGAAUAAAUGUCCAAUCGGCAAUGUUACCUGCGAAUCUAAUGACACCAUCAUUCACACUCGUUAGCGCCUCACUUCCAAAAUCUGAAGACAAUCAGAGGCAAUUAAAGGCUCAGGAGACCUCGAAAUCUAGAAGCAGCAGCGUCUUAACCCCAAAUAUGACGCCCAGAAUGUCCGUCAGCCAGGUAACGAAGGAAUCUCAAUCCGGCUCAUCCCGUAUAGACGGGACGCGGCGUUCUUCUCUGAUCACUCGCCAUGCAUCAAGAUCCGAUUCCAAUUCAAGUACCGCGCAGAGGCAAAAAAAGUCUGUGAGGAUCAGAGAAAACCCAAUCCACGAGGCAGAGUUUGCCUUUGCAUUGGUUAGUCCCGAAGAAGGGGAUCCCAGCCAGCCAACAGAGGGGAGUAGCAAUCCAAAAAGUAUAGAAGAGGGAUCCAGUUGCCAGACAUACCAGGAGGACUGCAACUGCCAUCACUGCCAGGACAUGCGGCGGGCAGUGAAACGCGCCGAGUACUUCAACUCACCCCAGGGCCAGAAGCAGCUGGAGGCCAAGCUACUAGCUAAGAACUUCUUCAUGGACAUCAGCACGAUGUCGAUUGUGCGCGCGCAAAUUCAGGACGACCUGUACGGCACCAGGAAAUGUCCGCCUGCCAGGGUCAGCUACCCCGUAUGUAUCUGCGGAGCCAACCGGCUGGACGCGGGCUCGCUUUCCCUGAACUGGUUCACCCACGACCUGGAUAGCGUGGACCAUUUUGACUUCUUCGUAGACGAUAAGCCGAGUCGGAGUGUCUAUAACCUGCAUGCCAAGUGCACAGUCCUCGUAGACGUGGACGCCAAGAAGAUGCACAAGCUGCGCAUGCGCGCCGUGCCAGUUCGGGGCAUUGGCGCCCAAGCCACGCCGGUGGACAUACUCAUGUCGGAGGUGGUUGCGGGGCACAUGCGGAACGUGAGACAGGGGAAACUUUUCGACCGCUGCCUAAAGCACCUGGACACCCAAGUUCCUCAACCCUCGCUGGUGGACUUCUGGACCGACAGCGAGUUCCUUUAUAUGCCUGUCUAAGUUGGCAGGAGCGGAAUAAAGUGCGAUUUAUUCAUUA